Molecule: messenger RNA, 723 nt
Organism: Sparassis crispa
Lineage: Eukaryota; Fungi; Basidiomycota; Agaricomycetes; Polyporales; Sparassidaceae
Product: ATP synthase subunit 4, mitochondrial
Exons: 6
Coding region: 1-723 (240 amino acids)
Biological process (GO): proton motive force-driven ATP synthesis
Molecular function (GO): proton transmembrane transporter activity
Source: RefSeq, a predicted model, not a curated record
AUGGCGUCCAGGAUUGCCAUAAGCUCGCUGAAGGCAUCAGCACCCCGCGUGCGACCCCAGGUCGCAGCUGCCAUCCCUCGAGCUGUCCAAUCUCGCGGGAUGGCGAGCAAGCCCCCUCCGGCUGAGCGCGCGUCGGAGAUCAUUAACAAACUCCCAUCCUCGCCCAACCUCAUCACCCGGACGGGCACCGCGAUCCUCGGUACGGGUCUACUUGCAACUGCGAUCUCGAAUGAGCUGUACGUCGUGAACGAGGAGUCGGUCAUUCUCGUAGGCUUCGCCGUCCUCGUUGCCUUCAUUGCUAAGAGCAUCCGGGACCCGUACCGUGACUGGGCGGAAGGUCAUAUCCAGCGCAUCAAGGGCGUGCUCGAGAAGUCCCGUACGGAGCACACGCAAGCCGUGAAGGACCGCAUCGAGUCUGUUGAACAGAUGAAGGACGUUGUCUCCAUUACCCAGGGCCUCUUCGCGCUAUCUAAGGAGACCGCGCAGCUGGAAUCCGAGGCGUUCGUGCAGCGCCAGAAGGUUGCCCUUGCGGCGGAGGUGAAGACGGUGCUGGACAGCUGGGUACGGUUCGAGCAACAGGAGAAGGAGAAUGAGCAGGCUGAGCUCGCGAGGGCGAUCAUUGACAACGUCCUGAAGAGCAUCAAGGAUGAAAAGACGCAGAGGGACAUCUUGACCAAUGUCGUUACGGAGGUCGAGCAACUUGUCAAGAGCAAAGCCAUCUAG